This is a messenger RNA of Penicillium subrubescens, 2937 nucleotides long. RefSeq names its product IQ calmodulin-binding motif domain protein. Lineage: Eukaryota; Fungi; Ascomycota; Eurotiomycetes; Eurotiales; Aspergillaceae. The record is from RefSeq and is a predicted model, not a curated record. Bases 1 to 2937 code for a protein of 978 amino acids. The transcript has a single exon.
AUGCUGCGCCGCAACUCCGACAUCGAGAUUCAGCUCCCUGAUGCGGGGCCAACCCCCCUUUCUCCCGACUCCGUGAGCGAACCGGACGUGGAAAUGACAUCCGAGGAGCCCGCACCGCCGUUGACUCUCCCGCCGCACAUCGCCGCUCGCUUUUACCGCCGAAACAGCAAGGCCCGGCGCUCGUCUGCGGCUUCUUCGCGGCGUAGCUCCGUUUCUUCGCUGCACUCACAUCAUUCCAACGCAUCCUCAAAUGGCUCUACCAGCACGGAUCAUAUUGCCCAGCAUCUCCGUCGCACUUCUAUCCUCGAAACCCGCAAAGCCCGACUAGCCGAUCGCGCGCUGCACGCCGAGAAGGUGCGACUGCGCGCCGCCCUGGCCAAGGCAACAACCAGAAACUUACACAGCGAGGAGCGUGCGUUGGCAGCGCAGCAAGCCCGGGAGCGUCUCCUGGCCGACAUUGCCGCCAAGUGCGAGGAUCAGGUCAAGCGAGCAAAGAAGAAGGCCGAGGAUCAGCGGGAGAAGAAGGCCGCAGAGCACGCACGUCUCCGGCUUGAAAUGGCUGAGAAGUUUGCAGAGGCAGAGAAGCGACGGGCACUUUAUCAGCAAACCCAUCGUCGCCAGCGCACAAGCAGCUUGCCGGCUGCGGAGGAGAAGAAGAUGGCCCGAGCGGUCACCAAGUCUCAGACACGGGACACCGCGGCGAGAAAGAUCCAGCGAGUCUGGAGAACGCAUCACGCGAAAGCGGUGAUGGGAGAAUUUCGCUCGUUGAAUUUGUCAGUCAACCAAGUGCGCGAGAUGUCCUUCGAGACAGUGGGAGCCCUUCUGUCCAACAAGGGCGUGCUGGAGACCAUGACCAAGGUUCUCCGCCUAUGCGGACUACAGGACAUGGAAGGCGGAGCCAUGGGCGAGCAAGGUGCAGUACGCACAUUCCUCAGCAGCUAUUUAAUUGUUACCCAUCCGACCGAGGUUUUGAGCGGCGAUGGGGAACAGGAGCAGGACCUGAUCAGCAAGGCGCGUGAGCUUCUAGUCGUGUUUGACCAAGUCACGGCUUUGCUUUCGUCCGGUUGCUGCUCGCCAACUGUGAUCACCGCCGAUCUGCAAUCCUUGUGCGAAUCGCAUAAUGUCUUUUUCUCAACGUUCCAUGCAUGGAAGUCUCAUGACUCGAGUGUUUUGAUUGAAAUCAUGCUUGCGCAGUUUGUUGAACUAGAACUUAUCUGGCAGACCGUCAAAGACGACGAAGCCGGUGGCGCGGCUGAUGAUUAUCGUCAAGGCAUCCGGCAGAAUCAGAUUCUCCUCCUGGCCCGACUCAAGCGACUUGCAGGCUCGGAUAAAGCCAUGCAGAUGAUCAGAGAGACUCUCAAGAAAGCCAAGCGAGAGAAGAAACGCUCUGCCUCGAAGCAGGCCAUUCCUCGUUCUACCGAGGUUGCCGCAGCUUCGUCAACGGAUGCCCUGACCGAGAGUGUUACAUCUCCCAUUAGCGAGUCCUUUAACAACGUGGAUGCCGCCGUUCUCCAAGAGCUGGAUAAGCAGCGCGCGUCUCCACAUGAACGAUUCACCAAGAUCCUCACGGCGCUUCCCGAGAAUCGGGUUUUGGUACACGAACUUCUGCUUAACAAAGAAUACAAGAUAGAAGAAGCAUCAUAUACAGAUCCUAGACGGCAAAUUAUGGAGCAUAUGUGCGAACAGAUGAGACGAGAUGUGGAAUCAGGGCAUGGCACUGGCUGGACUGUUGCCAUGGCCACUGUGAUUCAAGACCGGUUAUUACGCUCGCUUCAACCGGGCAACUCCCUUUACGUCCUUAUUAGCGACGUUUUGGAUCCAAAGUUGGUUGAGAGUCAGUGCAAGGCGGGCUCAUUCUCUUAUGAGAACUUCUUCGACUUUAUGAACAAUAUUUUGCCUCGCCUCUGCGCGCCAUACCGAGACCCAGUUGUCAAAGCAUUCGCUGAGGAUACCUCCGGCGAUGCCAUCGAUCGAUUGGCAAGAUUGAUGAGUAUAAUUGACCUGUUGUCGCUGGAUCACACGAACUUUAUGAUUCAGGUAGCCGCACCACAGCUUAUCCAGGAGGCGCCAGGCUAUGAGCAGCGGACCUUCAACAAGGGUAUGACUGAUGGCACAAUUACACUCGGAAAGACCCGCCGUUUCUGGCGCACAAAUCGAAAGAUUAUCGUCGAUGAAAUGAAGAAGCGAGACCCGGAGAGCAUCCAUGGAGAGCCUCGCCCCCCUGCGUCGCGGGUCUAUGCACAUGGCCUCGCAGACUUGGUGCUAAGCAAUGCUAUCGUAUCUGAGGAUUUGAUCCCGGAAACCCUAGCACUUGACCAGCAGCGAUUGGAGCGACUACACGCGAAAGCGUUCCAAAUUGUGGCGACGGCGUCGAUCUUACUGACUGCCAAGAAUUUGCUGAAGCGGGAUGCGCGGUCUCAAUGGAAGCCAGAGGCUGAUCGGAUUCUGUCUCUGAACUUCAACGAGAUUAGCGCCGAACGUGUACACUCUAUUCUUGAGUCCACACAUCCAAUGCCGCCCGCUGCAAGUGCCCAGCUUGCCGCCACGAUUAGACGAGUGCUUACACCCGUCGCAACUGCAAGUUCCUCCGCCGCAUCUCAGCCUACCGUGCAGGUUCAUGCUGAGACAUCCUCCCAGGUGCCAACCGAGCACACUGCAAAUGGGCCUUCCGCGUUAAGCUUCUCGGACCCGGUGGCCAAACUCAUCCUCUCCCGUCUGCGGAGCCAUGUGCUCUCUCGUCUUAGUGCAUCAAGUGCCUCCGAGCGAGUCCGAGCCACCACGACCGCAAGUCAGAGCCUCGCCGCGGCAGGUAUGCCUGAAUUUGUCAGUGAAGUGGGCAAGUUGGUCGAUGAGCUAGAGAAAGUGCGCGAGGUCGACUGGCUCUGUCACAACAGCGUGUAUGAGCGUCUGUGUGAGGAGAGUGUUCCUCCACAGUGA